GUUGAGUGUGUGACAUGUGAGGGGACCGAUAUGGAGUAAAGCAGCGCCGGUAAUGGAAACACGGUGAGGAAAGGAGAGUAUCAUGGCGGAUCCAGAGGUGUCAACACAGAGUGGGGGCUAUGAUGUGGAGCUGUUUGUGGACACUCCAGACUACGAUCUGAUCUGCACCAUCUGCCAGGGGGUCCUCAGGUGUCCAGUAAGAGCUGCGUGUCACCACAUCUUCUGCAAGAAAUGCAUCUUACAGUGGCUGAAGAGACAGGAGACCUGCCCCUGCUGCAGGAAGCCGGUGAACCCGAGCUUGAUCUUUGUCAUGUUCAAGCUGAGCAAAUCUAUCGGACGCAUGAAGAUCAAGUGUAAGAAUGAGAUCCGCGGUUGUGCAGAGACCUUCCCCCUCUCGGAGCAGUACUGUCACAGCAUGAGCUGUCUAUACGAGCUCAUCCCCUGCCCGUACCAGGGCUGCCGAGCGCAGCUCCUCCGCAGGGACCUGGACACCCACGCACGCCACUGCGAUCACUGGCGCCAACCCUGCCAUAUGGGCUGUGGCACGAUACUCUCCCACCGCACAGAGGCGCAACACAACUGUUACAAGCAGCUGAGGCAGGAGUACGAAGCCAGGCAGAGGAACCACAGGGCCAUCGCCACUGCCCUGCAGAGGAAAAUGAGGAGGAUGCAGAGCACCAUGGCACACAUGAAGAGGCAGAUAGGGCUCAUCUGUGAGAGCCUCGAGGUGAUGGACGACCUGCACGAGGUGGAGGAGGAGGACAUUGGAGAGAGCAGCGGCAGCUCCAGUGGGACUCCAAGUAGCAACAACAGCAACUGCUGA
Scomber japonicus (chub mackerel) is the source of this 823-nucleotide messenger RNA. RefSeq names its product ring finger protein 151 (gene rnf151). The transcript has 4 exons. The coding region runs from base 83 to 823 and encodes 246 amino acids. Gene Ontology annotation, cellular component: plasma membrane signaling receptor complex. Gene Ontology annotation, molecular function: zinc ion binding. The record is from RefSeq and is a predicted model, not a curated record. NCBI's taxonomy places the organism in Eukaryota, Metazoa, Chordata, Actinopteri, Scombriformes, Scombridae. Gene Ontology annotation, biological process: regulation of canonical NF-kappaB signal transduction; positive regulation of JNK cascade.